AUGAAGCCUCCUUUCUCAGUCCCGGAGGAGACCUGUCGCGCUGUACUCCUGGAGGGGGACCAGAACAUCUGCCUGUUCCAGCCAGGGAAACUGGAGGAUCAGGAGGCAGAGCGGGAGCUGCUAGCAGGAGUCCAGCCCAUACUGGGCUCUGUGGGCCGAGGGUACAGUGUGUCCCUGCUGCUUCGGGGUCGGGAAAGAGAGGCACCCUGGCUUGUGCCUCAGCUGCUGCAGAUGCUGUUUGAGGAAGCCCUGCCCCUCAGGAACUCUGAUCCUGUGCUCAGUACCCUUAGCCUGGUGCAGCUCACCCACAGUGGGAAGACUCAGGACCUGCUUUCCCCGGGAGCAGAGAACCUGUCGGUGCUGAAUAUAGCUCCUCUGGGCUUGGUGGUGGAAGGAGCCAGCGAAGUGGAGGUGCCAGACUCAAGAGCCGCCUCAGACCUGUACUUGCAAGCUGCAGCGGGUGUGGGCAGAGACUGCCCCCUGCUGCAGGUGUUGUCGGGUGAGGUUGCUGGCGAGGAGGUAGAGGGCUCUCUGCCCUGGAUUGUCUCACAGCUCCUAGAAGGAAACAGCUACAGUGGCCUGCUUCUUCGCCUGGACCUUCAAGGCAGCUCCCUGAGCUUGCUCCAGGCUGCUCUGUGUGGGGCAGCACAGAGGAGGAUGCAGGUGAAACAGGUGAGGCCUACCCUGUGGAAUGCAGUAGAAGAGGCCCGGGGCCGGCGCAAUGGCCUGAAGAGCCUUCGUGCAGGCCUCCUGGGGGACAGCCUGACAGAUGAUGGACUCAGGAAGCUGGGCAGGGCACUUCGAGAACUAAAGGUGGUAAAAGCCUGGAGCCGGCGCCUAGGAAGCUGGACACUCAAAGAGGUCAAAGCUGAGGCUGUGGGUAUCCCAGAGCCACAGCAGGUGAUUGAUAGGGCAGCAAGUCACAGCCCAGGCCUCCAAGGGGAACCCCAAGGGAGAACAGCAUCUCUAGGGCCUGAGCACUACCAAAAGCAACCUCUCAGGGACUCUGGAGAACAGGCUGCAGAUGUCGCCCUGCAGUUCUUUCUGGGCCAGGCCCGGAGGCAGAGACUGCGAGAACAGCACCAUAUUUGGAUCCAAGAGCAACUGCAACACUUGGAAGAGGAAGAGGUGGCAGAUGACCAGGGCAAAGGUCUGCUGGCUGGAGAGGAGGCCUCAGAGGAGAGGCAGAGCCGGCACUGGGAGCAGACAGUGCACAGACUCCAGCUGGAGGCCCUUCAGGUGGAGCGGGAUGCUGCGGAGCAGGACCUGGUGGCCCUGUAUGAGCUGCACGUGCAGGCUGCCCGAGCACAGUCACACCACGUGCUGCAGGUGUUCCGGGCCUGGCGACGGCUUUGGGAGGAGCAGGCCAUGACCAGAGAGCAUCACCACCGUGGCCUGCUGGCUGGCGUUCUGCAAGAGACCAUCAACCUAGCCACGCAGAACCAGGAGCUCCAAGCCCAGAACCAGCAGCUUGGAAGGCUGCAGACUAGGCUGGGGGCAGAGAUGCCAGAUCCCCGUUCAGGGGGUCAGGAAUCUUUCAGGGACAGUGUUUUCUCAUCUCAUCCUUAAGGAUCCUAGAAGGAAGAACAAGCUGAAGCACAAUGGCCAAGCUCUAGCUCACUAUGGAUAAUUGUUACCACCACUAACCAGAGCUCCUUGUGCCAGUCCUUGUUGGAGGCUUAAUAUCCAUUAUUUCACGUAGUCCCUAGCCGUUUGUACUAACCUGUACG
This is a messenger RNA of Condylura cristata (star-nosed mole), 1730 nucleotides long. RefSeq lists its product as uncharacterized. Bases 1 to 1569 code for a protein of 522 amino acids. The record is from RefSeq and is a predicted model, not a curated record. The transcript is spliced from 13 exons. Lineage: Eukaryota; Metazoa; Chordata; Mammalia; Eulipotyphla; Talpidae.